AUGGAACCAAAACAAGUAACAUUAACUUUACAAACCAACCUUGGUGAAUCAACUAUUGCCGGUAAAGCAAUUGCUCUCCCUACGACACGCCAAUUUCCUCCACCAAUUGGUAUGCGAUUCGAAAAGGGAUACUCAACCUCUGGAGCUGAUAUUUGGGAUGUAAACGAAUUCACUGUAACCUCUGCUUCUCUCACUGUCAACGACCAAGCUGCCGUCGAAAUUCCAUCGGCAAGAGGAUCAUGUUUAACCAACACUGAGCAAGGUGUUGUCAAUGUUAGAUUGAAUUUGAAUGAACCACCCAAACAACCAAUCAGAUUCUAA
Molecule: messenger RNA, 321 nt
Organism: Cavenderia fasciculata
Lineage: Eukaryota; Evosea; Eumycetozoa; Acytosteliales; Cavenderiaceae
Gene: csbA
Product: contact site B protein
Exons: 2
Coding region: 1-321 (106 amino acids)
Biological process (GO): cell adhesion
Source: RefSeq, a predicted model, not a curated record